CCUUUCACGCCUCCGAGAGACGGACCCUUCCUGGAUGUCCUCGCUCCUCCGGGGCAUCGGCGGCCUCCUGGAGAAAGACAUUAGGAAUUACCAAAGCUCUGAGAAGAUGGACUGAGGAAGAGGGGGCCCAGAGAAAGGACAGCUUUCUGCCUUCCCAUUUGGAGGAUGUCCCAUUUCCGUUGUCCCAGCUGGUUGCUGUCCUCGAAGAUGAAGGACCCGGGCCUGGAUGGUCCGGGUGAAAGGACGGGAGCAGCCAAAGGCCUUCCUGAUGCUCUGCAAGCUGGCAUUUUGUGGGAAAGAUCGGUGCACAAGAUCCUGGGGGUGGACAUUGCCAGCUCAGAGGAGAAGCGCCAGCGUUUCCGGAAGUUUCUCUCCCACGAGGCUGAAAGGCCCCGGGAGUUUUGCAGCCGGCUCUACAACAUUGGCUGUCGGUGGCUGAAGCCGGAGCAGCACACCAAAAAACAGAUCCUGGACCUGGUGAUUCUGGAGCUCUUUCUGACUGGGCUGCCCCCAGAGCUUGGCAGCUGGGUCAGGGAAUGUGGGGCAGAGACCAGCUCCCAGGCAGUGGCACUGGCCGAAGGUUUCCUCCUGAGCCAGGCAGAGGUUGAGAAACGGGGAGAGCACCAGGUGGCGCCAGAUACCCCAGAGGCACAAGGGGCUCCGCUGGACACGAGCCAGAGGUCCCGUGCCGGGCAGAUGGCACAGGAGCGAGAUGCAAGGGCUGCCUUGUUGGGAGCUGGAACAAACUCACUGGAACAGGCCAGAGAGUCUCUCGCUGAUGUACUGGCAACGGCUGCUGCAGAUUCUGCUCAGGGUCCAGUGACCUUCCCGGAGGUGGCUGUGCAUUUCUCCGCAGAGGAGUGGGCACUGCUGGAUCCGGGCCAGAGAGCUCUGUACAAGGACGUCAUGAUGGAGAAUUACGGGAUCAUGGCCUCUCUAGAUGUAUUGGUGUUAUCCAAACCUGAUCUCAUCAGCUGGUUGGAAAAAGGAGGAGAUAAAUUUGUGGAAGAUUCGUGUUUCUUUGACUCUGCAGAAGGGGAGAGAUUGGCAGGAAGCAAUAUGGAGGGUGAGGACAACGCUGAGCAAUCUCAGACAUGGACAGAAAGAGAUGAAUAUGAAAGAAAGAGAACAAGAAAGAAAACAGGGAGGAAAGCAUCCAGUGGUUGUCAGGACACCACGGUGCAUAAAAUUAUAUGCUCAGAAGAAAAAGCAGAGGGUGAAAGCUUCUACCACAACACAAACUUUAAUAUACCAUCAAGGAUUCCUACAGCAGAGAAACACUCUCCUUGUCUUCACUGUAGAGAGAACUUUGGGAAUAAAUCAGCCUUUAAGAGACAGCAAAGAACCCAAACAGAGGAGAAACCCUACCUGUGCCUGGAGUGUGGAAAGAGCUUCUGUAGGAGUGCAAGUUUUAUUGGACAUCAGAGGAUACAUGCAGGAGAGAAACCAUAUCCAUGCUUUGUGUGCAGAAAGAGUUUCACUGAAAAUGGAAGUCUUCUUAGACAUCAAAGAACUCAUACAGGGGAGAGACCAUACAUGUGCUUGGUGUGCAGAAAGACCUUCAAGAUGAAAGCACACCUUACUUCACAUCAAAGAACUCAUACAGGGGAGGAACCAUAUGAAUGUUUUGAGUGUGGAAAGAGCUUCAGAGAUGCUUCAAACCUUACUAGACAUCAGAGAAUUCACACUGGAGAAAAACCAUAUACCUGCUUGGACUGUGGAAAGAGCUUUAGUCAGAGCUCACAUCUCACUUUCCAUCAAAGAACUCACACAGGAGAGAAACCAUUUCAAUGCCUGGAGUGUGGCAAGAGCUUCAGUCAAAGCAGGAAUCUGACAUCGCAUCAAAGGAGCCACACUGGGGAGAAACCCUAUAAAUGCCUCGAGUGUGGAAAGAGCUUCAGCAACAGUGGAAUUCUUACUACACAUCAGAGAAGCCACACAGGAGAGAAACCGUAUAAAUGCCUGGAGUGUGGGAAGUGCUUCAGUCAGAGUGGCAUUCUCACGGCUCAUCAAGGAAUGCAUUCAGGUCAGAAACCUUUUCAGUGCCUGGAAUGUGGAAAGAGGUUUCGUCAGCUCAUUCACCUCACGUCGCACGAAAGGAUCCACACAGGGGAGAAACCAUUUCAGUGCCUGGAGUGUGGAAAGAGCUUUCGGCAGCACAUACACCUCACCUCUCAUAAAAGAACCCACACAGGAGAGAAGCCUUUUAAAUGCUCGGAGUGUGGAAAGAGCUUCAGUCAAAGCUCACACCUCAUUAGACAUGAAAGAACCCACACAGGAGAGAAGCCAUUUAAAUGCCUGAUGUGUGAAAAGAGCUUUGGUCACAGUUCAGAACUUGUUAGACAUGAAAGAACCCACACAGGGGAGAAACCAUUUAAAUGUCCAGAUUGUGAAAAGAGCUUUAGUCGGAGUUCAGAACUUAUUCGACAUAAAAGGAUUCACACAGGGGAGAAACCGUAUAAAUGCUUGGAAUGUGAAAAGAGCUUCAUCGAUAGCACAAACCUUAUUAGACAUCAAAUAAGUCACACAGGAGAGAAACCAUAUAAAUGCAAUGAAUGUGGAAAGUGCUUCAGUCAGAGCAGAAGUCUUACUGCACAUCAAAGAACCCACACAGGAGAGAAACCAUUUAAAUGCCUAGAGUGUGGGAAGUGCUUCAGUCAAAGUGGCAUUCUCACAGCACAUCAAGGGAUGCACACAGGACAGAAACCAUUUAAAUGCCUGGAUUGUGGAAAGCGGUUUCGUCAACAUAUACACCUGACCUCACACAAAAGAAUCCACACAGGAGAGAAACCCUUUAAGUGCAUGGAAUGCGGAAGGAGUUUCCGUCAGCACAUACAUCUCACUUCACACAAGAGAAUCCACACAGGAGAGAAACCAUUUAAAUGCACAGAGUGUGGCAAGAGCUUUGGUCACAACUCCAUUCUUAUUUCUCACAUAAGAACCCAUACAGGAGACAAACCAUAUAAAUGCCUGGAGUGUGGAAAAAGCUUUACUUGGAGCACGCUGCUUAUUCGACAUGAAAGAACCCACACAGGAGAGAAGCCGUUUAAAUGCCUGCAAUGUGGAAAGGGCUUCAGUGAGAGUUCAUUACUUAAUAAGCAUCAGAGACGUCACACCGGGGAGAAACCCUUUAAGUGCUUGGAGUGUGGAAAGUGUUUCAUUUCUAGCACACUUCUGAUAAGGCAUCAGCGGAUUCACACAAGGGAGAAACCGUUUACCGCCUGGAAUGUGGAAGGGGCUUCUGUCGGGCCUCAGCGCCUAUUAGAUGCAAACGAAUUCUUGGAGGAGAGAAUGCCUAACGAUGAUGAGGGUGAAGUGAAAGCGUUUGUCUUGCAAUAAACCUCAGCUGGCCAGAGCAGUUAUUCACCCAGGGGGAAUGCCUGGGUAUGUUUAUGCUGUUGUAAAAGCUUCUGUAGUAAUUCAGCUUUAAAGGACACAAGAGUGAGAAAAUCUACACAUUCUUGUAGGAGGAAAACAGCUACUAUGGAAGCAUUUGGCCCACUUCAUACCUGGGAUAUGAAAUGGGGAACAGUGGGAUGAACCUAUGAGCAGAGCUCUGUAACAGCAUUAGAUCUGCCAGUUUUUCCAGCACUACCUACUUCCUUUCCUUGAAGAUCUACAGCAGAGUGAAGGAACUCAACCAAUCCAGCAUCGUGGUUUUUUUAUAGAGUGUGUAUUUCCUUUGUGUAACUACAAACCAGUGUUUUCACCUUCGACAUUCCCUGAGCAAAGCUGCUAGUGGUAUGAAGCUCUCCUCUUCCACUUCUCCUCAUUUGGAAGUCACAUCAGCUAUAUAUUUGCUGGUUUUCCUUUCCUUGCAGUUUUAACAUCAGUUUUGCAAUGGAAUAUCCAGUAAUCACAGGAAUGCUCAGUUUAGAGGGCAUUAUAAAAGCUGACAUUUGUUAGUCAUUGCAGCAAAAAUGGCAGAGUCCUAGCUUGCCACGAUUUCCAUACAUCUUGUAAACUGAGCUUUGGUAAGCAAGGGCUGCCUGAAGUGGACCUGAAGUGGUGUCAACCAAGCCCUGGCUGGUAGAUGCUUGGUUGGACAUACCUGCAUGAAGAAAAUCCUUAGGGGAACUUCUGUCAUGUAGGAACAAGAAAACAAAGAUCAGAAACUCUUCCAUGUGGAAGGUUGUGAAAGGACAACCCGGUCAGGAAGUUAAACAAACCUUAGCGGAGAACCGGACGCUGAAAAUUAAUGGAACUCCAGUGUCACUUAGUGACUGACUUGUGUAAUAACACUAUCUGUACACUGAAUAUUUAUCUUUACAUGUUUGUGGCAGAGAGAGGGGGCCUUUGGGAUGUGUGUGGCGCAAGGACAGAAACGCAGUCAUAUAACUUCCUGUUGGCUGAUGUAAAUACUGUUCUGGACAGCCCGGAAAGCGUAGCUCAAAAUGGAGGGAGAAGGUUUCUUCCAUCUCUCCGCCUUUCCAAAGUGCUGAUCGCCUUAGUGUAAGGACGCACAGCCGUUUUCUGUUCCGAGGGUUACCUUGGAUGCCCACUAGGGGGGUGGGAACAGAUAUGUGCAUGCAGAUACAUGCAACGCACUCGUAACUAAAGCACACUGACAUUCACAUGUGUACACGCACGUACAACACUCUUCAUGAGCUGCUACGCCGGGGAGGGAGAAGGCGGAAACCUCCUCCUCCAAACCAGUGCAGCCCAAUCACUGCUUUACCACCGCUGUCGUCAGAAGUAAAGCAAGUCAGGGCUCUCUAAUGCUGGUUAGUGGUAGACAAGCACCCCUUUGGCCUGGUGAGGGGUUGUACGACAGGGGAGACCCCCGACCUAAUUUACCGCUGUCCUCGGCAUCCUGACAUGACCUUUUUGCAGUGAGAGUGGCGUCUGGCCUCAGCUCAGCGGGGCACGAGCUGGGCUUUUGCACAUCCCGCUUUAGAGCGUGGAAGCCAAACUUGAGGGGUGUCUGUUGAGCGCGACCCGCCUAAUGCAUGGCUGUUCUGUUCACGCCCUGAAAGGGACAGAAUGGAGAUACAAGCUGGAGUUGGAGGCUGCCUUAAGCCAAACUCUGGCAUUUUUCCUUCAGAGAGAGUAGAAAUGCUUUACAUGCGGAGGGCUUAUGCUAGAAUAAGUCAACUUCCUCACUUCCCAGUUGUGGCUGAGGCACGACUCGUCCGGACGAGAGAAGAGACCCUUCCUAGUAGCUGUGCGUGGAGUAUGGGAGUCCUUAGCCACGCCAUCCAUUCGGGCUCUUCUCUUACUGUUUUUGGUGACUAGUUAAACUUUCCUGUACUGACAAGCUGUUUCUUGGCUCAGCAGAUGACUAUUUUAUUAACGUAGACCAACAUUUUAGAACAUUUUAAUCUGCUGUGCCCUGUUUCCAUUUUUAAGCUGUCGUCGUAUUUCUUUUAUGGGAUCCUUUUGCUGUGAACUGUCCUAGGUGAGGCAGCUUGCGUUGGAAGGGUGGGAUAAUUUUUUUUUCUAAAUGCUUUAAAAUUCACAACAAUUCCCAGGGAAGAACACACAAGUGUGCUGGGGGGGGGGGGGGGGAAAAGCUUCUGUACUAACACAAACCUUGCUGUGUUUCAGAGGAGCUGUGCAGACAUGAGGGGGUCUGAGUCUGUAGCCCUGUUCUGGAGAUCAGACCUAACCAGGGCAGAAGCAUCGCAUUUUUCACACUCGGAAUGUGGGAUGGCCUGAAAAGGAGAGCUUUCCGUAUUUGUGGAGGCUUCCCGUGCAAGCCAGAACACAUUUUUUCAUGGUUUGGGCUCAGCUGGAAAGCCUCCAUUUCUGACAGUCCACGAACGGAAAACGAUGGCUGUACGCAUUUGCCCUAUUCAGAGCACUGGAACAGGUGUUCUGUAUGGUUUAUGUAUUGCAAGGGUGGGGAACUUGUGGCCUUCCUGACGUUGCUGGACUACAGCUACCAUAACCCCUAGCUGUUGGCCAUUGUGGCUGGGGCUGAUGGGAGUUGGGUCUGACAAUGAUGUCCAGAGGGCCGCGGGUUCGCCGUUCCUGAUGUAUCAUAAUAUUUUUCUCCCCAUUUUUCAGACCAGUGUUGUCUCCCCAGUAGCUCACGCCAAGAAAGAGAAGAAGGAGAAAGAGGCAGGCCCUGGCUUCAGGCUCGCAGACUAAAAAGCCAAGUCGCCCAAGAAGCAGAGAGAAAAGGUAGGAAAGGAAGAUGAGUUUGGCAAUGCCAGAACAAAGCGGAGUCACAGCAUCUUCAUGGCUGAAUCUCCGAUUUUUGGAAGAGAAGGGUGCAUUAGGCUCUCUUCCAAACCUUCUACACUCUGUCUCAGGGAUGACUUGUUGUGCAACCCAGUUGGCCAUAGAUGUGGCUAAUGGGAAUCUGGAGGGCCAGUGCCACUUCAGAACAUGGUGAGCUGUCUGAAGGCAAGUUUGUCUUGCCAGACUUCGGAGAAGCUGGAUGACGAUGGGAACCUUUGUUAGCUGGGCCACCAUCUUUCUGUCCCUAGUUGGGCUGCCAAAUAAUUCUUUCCAAGUUUGUAUUCCACGUGUACCUUUUGUAACACUAAUGCUGUGCUUGCCAACACCUCUAGCCAUUUGGCAACAAAGCCCUAUCACUCAACCCAGUUGACGACUCUCUUCACUAACUACAGCAAGGGUGGGGAAUCUGUGGCCAUCUUGAUGGUGAAGGACUACAACUGCCAUCAGGGACUGAUGGAAUUUGGAGUCUUCACCUCUGGAGGAAGACAGCUUGCUCAUCCCUGGCUUGCAGACUUGCUGUUUGUAGUUUUCCCAAUGUUCAUGGCACCUGAAAUAAGAGAAUGCAUUAAAAUGUGAGUUACAAUUCUGAAGCUACCUUUCUUAUUCUACAAUAAAUAUCCAACUUGUCUUGUA
This is a messenger RNA of Varanus komodoensis (Komodo dragon), 6819 nucleotides long. Its product is annotated as zinc finger protein 883-like. Gene Ontology annotation, biological process: regulation of immune system process; negative regulation of transcription by RNA polymerase II; regulation of cytokine production. The coding region runs from base 166 to 3339 and encodes 1057 amino acids. Gene Ontology annotation, molecular function: RNA polymerase II cis-regulatory region sequence-specific DNA binding; DNA-binding transcription factor activity, RNA polymerase II-specific. The transcript is spliced from 8 exons. NCBI's taxonomy places the organism in Eukaryota, Metazoa, Chordata, Lepidosauria, Squamata, Varanidae. The record is from RefSeq and is a predicted model, not a curated record.